Messenger RNA from Anoplopoma fimbria (sablefish), 3689 nucleotides. RefSeq names its product polycomb complex protein BMI-1-like. The record is from RefSeq and is a predicted model, not a curated record. Gene Ontology annotation, biological process: negative regulation of transcription by RNA polymerase II. NCBI's taxonomy places the organism in Eukaryota, Metazoa, Chordata, Actinopteri, Perciformes, Anoplopomatidae. Gene Ontology annotation, molecular function: metal ion binding; promoter-specific chromatin binding. The coding region runs from base 447 to 1448 and encodes 333 amino acids. The transcript is spliced from 8 exons. Gene Ontology annotation, cellular component: PRC1 complex.
CUCCCGAUGUGUUCGGUCGCGGUGCCCCGGUCGGCCGGCGGAGCUCCGGGGAAAUGGAAACGCUCUUUGUUGGUUGGUCCGCUGGCCGAGGAGCAGAGCUGAUGCACCGCAAGAUGAGGCCACUAACAGGGGGGCGAUUGAAUAGUCGGCUGCUGUGUAACCAGCACACAGCCCCGCAUUCAGCUGCACGACUCCCUGCUCUCUCCACACGUUAUUAUUAAUCGCUACAACAUACGAGCUCUCUUUGUUGUGGUUGCACAACCUGCUGUCCCAAGGACGAGCUGCAGACAUUGUCUGAGGGCAGAGCUGUGGCAGACACUCAUUGACCAUAUGGGAGAUAGACCACGCAUAUGUCUUAACAAGCACGUUUACAUCGGCUCCUGUGCCUUAACUGUGUGACCAGAACCUCUCGUGUUGUUAUUUGUUUCCUCUGCAGAUCUGUCCAGAUGGAUAAAAUGCAGCCCAACCGGAUUAAAAUCACAGAUCUGAAUCCACACCUCACAUGCCCACUGUGCGCUGGUUACUUAAUUGAUGCUACAACCAUCGUAGAGUGCCUGCACUCCUUUUGUAAAACUUGCAUCGUUGCCUUCCUGGAGACAAAUAAGUUCUGCCCUCGAUGUGACGUUCAGGUCCACAAGACAUGUCCGCAGCUCAGCAUCAGGGCAGACAAAACUCUACAAGAUAUUGUUUAUAAGCUCGUACCGGGGUUAUUCAAAGAUGAGAUGAAACGGAGGCGGGACUUCUACGCAGAGAAUCGUGUGCUGGAACCGGGGGAAGUGGUGGAGACGUUCAACAUAGCAGAGGAUGAAAUCAUCAGUCUGUCAAUACAGUUCUACGAGAGAAACAAAAAUAAUGAGAGGCAGCAUUCAGAGUUGGAAGGAGACAAGUCCAAUGGUAAACGCUUCCUGCAGUGCCCAGCAGCCAUGUCUGUCAUGCACUUGGCAAAGUUCCUACGAAGCAAGAUGGAUAUUCCCAACAACUAUCGGGUGGAGGUGUUGUAUGGAGAUGAGCCCUUGAAGGACUACUACACACUAAUGGAUAUUGCCUACUUUUACGAGUGGAGACGAACUGGACCCAUCCCCCUGCAGUAUCUGGUCAAACCCACCCGGAAGCGCAGGAGGCCACCCCAGUCUGCCGCCCAGGGCCACUCUGACGGCGUCAACACCAGCCCGACAUCAGAGAGCGACUCCCAGAGCGACAAAGUCCACAGUCCCGCCGCAGCCCAGCCGCCCCGAGCCUCCUCACAAUCCAGCCCCGCGUCCCACAACCUCUCCCCCGCUAUCCAAAGCUCCAACGGUACGACUGUGACCAACAACACUCAGCGACACACUCUCGCCUCCAAACAGGGCGCCAACGCUCGGAAGGUGACUGUCAACGGUACGAGCUCUGGGGCCGGCAAAGAGGAGGCGAGAGGAGGCGACAAAAGUGGUUUGCCUCCGACGACCUAACGUGUAUAGCGGGCAGCAGGGAGGACAGUGUUUGAAUUGCUCCCUUCAUUCUUUCUUAAUAGAGAGAGAAAAGACAAGCUUGGGCCUUCUGGACAAACAGGAGGAAGAUUACUGUUAUCAUCUUUCAGAAGGAAAGACUGAGAAGUGCAGCCAAAUAGACACUUGUAUGUAUGUAUGUGCGUGCGUGUGUGUUUAUGUGUGUUAGACUAGAACAGUGCACACAUACAAACUGUACAGUAUGUAUCAAAUGUGAGCAUGUGUGCAUACAUAUGUAUAAACUUAUCUUUUAUACAAGAUAUUGUAAUCGUUUUGUAUUGUAUAUGCAGUGGGUCUGUUUCAUUUCCAUACUGUAGUUGCAUCAACAUUUAUUUGGCUCCAUAACAGUUGGGACAAAACGCUGAAAUGCAUUGCAGUGUUCACCACUGCAGAAGUUGGAUGUAAAGAGAAAAACAGUCAUGUUAAUAACUGCUGUAUAAGUGUCCAUUAUAUACAGAUGUUCAUCAGGUAACACAGGUACAUUACAUUGAACUGUUGAUGCACUUUGUCAAGGUCAGAUCACACAACCUAACAAGUAUUUUCCAACAGGAGAAGCAUUUAUAUUUACAAAGUUCCAAGCACUACCACGCUCGUAAGCAGACGUUUCUAAGCAGACCAUGUUCUUUCUCUCAUGGCAGUCGAAGAGCUCAAAAGGGAUUUGAAUAUUUGGCCAUGUAUGUUGUAGUUCCAUAAAUUUCAACAUUCCUUUUGUUUCUUUUCAACAAACAAUGAUACUUUUUUUAUCAGCCAUAUGUGCAUGUUUUAGGUCAAUAAAAUGUUUACUUACUAGGUUUUUCUGACCUGACUGUCCUGUUUAUGAUUCCCUGAACGUGAUGGGUUAUAAAGCAUGCAGCAUAAAUGGAGUUUAAAAAAAAAAAAAUGAUUUUACACAUCUUUUCUCUGUGGUUUCUCACAGGGAGCUACCCUGUGUGUGUGCAAUGGAGUGACCUUAAAGUGUCACUCUAUUAUCUUGGAAGAACAGGCAAUGUUUAUACGCAUUUUUUAAAAUCAUCAAACCACAAAUGUCAGAGCUUCUAAGUAAUAAACUGAAGCCAAACAGAAAUAGUUAGACUAAACAUGCCAUGAUACAUAUUAGUUUCUCAACCUUUCUUCAUCAAUAAGAUGCCAUAUUUUGGUGUUUUGGGCAUUCAGUUGGUCUCUUCUUUUAAGACGAUAGAACUGAAAUGUAUGAUGAAAGUCAUGCGAGUUUAAACAGGUGGUUGGAGAUAAAAGGCAUAGGGUGAACAUUUAAAAGUAUUUCUGUCAAGUUCUGGGGUUAAGCUACUUGUUACUCAAGCAGCCUGUUCUGAAUCUGAACAAAUGCUUUCUUCUUCACUGUGUGCAUUUACAGCAAAAUGUCAGCAGCUCAAAAGCACAGGCAUCUGCUGGAUCAUACAUACAGUAGAAGAGUGUCCAUCCAUCCAUCUUCCGUAACCUGCUUAUCCAGUUAAGGGUCGCGGGGGUGCUGGAGCCGAUCCCAGCUGUCAAUGGGCGAAGGCAGGGUACACCCUGGACAGGUUGCCAGCCUAUCACAGUGUACAAUAUUACAGGGCAUUAUCAAUAUUUUUAGUUUGUUUCUAUUUGACAACAUUAUCAUAGACAGGUCAGCCCAACUGGCAACUCAUGUGAUUGUUUAUUUAUUUAUUUAAGUGAACAAAAUAAAUUAAUCUCCCAAAAGUUAAACAGGACAUUAAAGUGGCAUUUUACAUAUGGAGAAGAUGCUCACCGUCUGGCCCUGACAGAUUGUAGUUGAUCCGCACUAUCAGACACACUGAUUAUAGGACGAAAUUAUACAUUGCUACAUGAACACAUUUCACAGUUUACAACUUCUACCCAAUCAGUUUUCUUUUGUUAAACCAUUCAAUAGAUCUUUGAACUCUUAGCCAUAAUACUAGUCAACCCCUCUUUUACAUCCUUUUAUAUCGCGUUCAGGUACCGUUAUAAGCAACAUUGCCCACAACGGCCUAAUAAAACGAAGAUCUUGUAUUCACCUCAGUAUUAACUGUAUGGUAAAAUCUCCCUCUCGUUACAAAAACCUCUACUAUAUCAUAGAAUAUCAUCAUAUCGUCCCACCCUGCUGUUAAUGCAACAUUGUCCCAUGGAAAACUGAAGUUUUUGUCUGUGGCGUUAACCUUUUCAUCGCCACUCUCUCUGUCAAGCACCGAGAGGAACAAUGAAAAGACAAAGCAUGGAAAAUUGAAGUUG